Molecule: messenger RNA, 663 nt
Organism: Lentinula edodes (shiitake mushroom)
Lineage: Eukaryota; Fungi; Basidiomycota; Agaricomycetes; Agaricales; Omphalotaceae
Exons: 3
Coding region: 1-663 (220 amino acids)
Source: RefSeq, a predicted model, not a curated record
AUGUAUUUUCACCGUAUCAUGAUAUCUGCCCUCGGCUUCGUUUCGGUUGGGCUGGCAGCAGCCGUUCCCGGUCCUACGCCACUUCCUAUGAACCCCAAAUCCUCAAGCGCCACAACGGUAUCCCAUGCUGAAGACUUCAUUUUGGGUCGACCUCUUUCCUCCCGCACUUCCAAGCUAGCCUCGGUCGUUUUUCACGGUACAGGCCCAUCUACUCAGAGCAUUCAAGCCGACACCGAAACCGCCGUCUUCCACCUGGUACAAAAGACAUUAGAGUCCCAUCCCGAAUUCGGGCAUUCGCUGACUCGCGAAGAGGUGGAAUUCAAGGGCAAUGUAGUGAAGGGGAAAAGUGGGGAGUACAGGUUCGAUGUGACGCUCAAAGAUAGUUCGGGAAAGGAGGUCGCGUGUCGGGGACACGUCAUUUAUCAGAGGGUGUCGACGACGCGUAUGCAAAUUCAACAGGAUUCAGCGGUAUACAGAGUCUCGGAUUUCGGGUAUCUCAGUAAAAUCGAGCAUCCCUACCUUCAAAUUCUCGCUUAUGCCAGACGCCCUGCAUACGAUGUACCGUUACCGCCAUCGGAAGGAUAUCCGCCUCUGCCUAAGACGAAGCGGCGGAUUGCUAUGAAUCGUUCUUCAUUACUUCACAGUGAAGUCCUUAGCGAGUGA